Messenger RNA from Phodopus roborovskii (desert hamster), 660 nucleotides. Its product is annotated as ubiquitin-like modifier-activating enzyme 1 Y. Bases 39 to 641 code for a protein of 200 amino acids. Gene Ontology annotation, cellular component: nucleus; cytoplasm. Gene Ontology annotation, biological process: protein ubiquitination; ubiquitin-dependent protein catabolic process; DNA damage response. The record is from RefSeq and is a predicted model, not a curated record. The transcript is spliced from 5 exons. Gene Ontology annotation, molecular function: ubiquitin activating enzyme activity. NCBI's taxonomy places the organism in Eukaryota, Metazoa, Chordata, Mammalia, Rodentia, Cricetidae.
UCUCUACUGAAAACAAGGAUGAUGACAGCAACUUCCACAUGGAUUUCAUCGUGGCAGCAUCCAACCUGCGGGCAGAAAACUACGGCAUUUCCCCGGCAGACCGGCAUAAGAGCAAGCUGAUUGCAGGGAAGAUCAUCCCAACCAUUGCAACCACCACAGCAGCUGUAGUCGGGCUUGUGUGUUUGGAGCUGUACAAGGUGGUUCAGGGACACCAACAACUGGAGUCUUACAAAAACAGUUUUAUCAACUUGGCUUUGCCUUUCUUUAGCUUUUCGGCACCCCUGGCUCCAACCUGUCACCAGUACUAUGAUCAGGAGUGGACAUUGUGGGAUCGCUUUGACGUACAGGCACUACAACCUGGCGGCAAGGAGAUGACCCUCAAGCAGUUUCUAGACUACUUUAAGACAAAGCACAGGCUGGAGAUCACCAUGCUGUCCCACGGUGUGUCCAUGCUCUAUUCCUUCUUUAUGCCACCCCCCAAGCUCAAGGAACGGUUGGAUCAGCCGAUGACAGGGAUUGUGAGCCGUGUGUCAAAGCGAAACCUGGGCCAUCAUGUGAGGACCCUUGUGUUUGAGCUGUGCUGCAACAACGAGAGUGGAGAGGACGUCGAUGUUCCCUAUGUACGAUACAUCAUCCGCUGACCUCUUACUGACUCUUGUC